Amphimedon queenslandica is the source of this 405-nucleotide messenger RNA. RefSeq lists its product as uncharacterized. The annotation marks the transcript as partial. The transcript has 2 exons. The record is from RefSeq and is a predicted model, not a curated record. NCBI's taxonomy places the organism in Eukaryota, Metazoa, Porifera, Demospongiae, Haplosclerida, Niphatidae.
AAUAAGUUUCUCAAGUCCCUGGGCUAUGAUGAUCCAGAGAGGAUACAGUUUGAAGGGACAAGAGAUGAUCUGCUGUACAUGUUCAAGUUUGUAGCUGGCAGAGAAGAGAACAAAGCAGAUGAGAGGGUUCAACUAACAUGCACUGUCAAAUUCAAAGAGUCCAGCCCGUUCAGUUUCUGGUCUAAGAGAUUCUGUGUUCUGUGCGGCUGUCAGCUCCAUGUCUUCUCGUCCAGCACUCCUAAAGGGAAACCCUCUCUCACUCUUGAUCUUGCUGGUGGUAAUGUCAUUGAGUAUGAGACGAAGAAGCACUUGUACUGCGUUCAGAUCAUGUCUUCUAAGAAGACAGUUUUCCUCUCUUUUGAUAGUCGCUAUGAUCAGUCGGUCUGGCUUAAGAGAGCAGCAAAG